This is a messenger RNA of Symbiodinium sp. CCMP2592, 222 nucleotides long. The record is from the annotation of a GenBank genome assembly. Lineage: Eukaryota; Dinophyceae; Suessiales; Symbiodiniaceae.
AUGUGCCUCAAGACAAAGAUGGCCCGUUCCAGCUGGGCUCCGCAGAGAUACCGGAGGCCCUGCAGAAGGCGAUGGUGCCAGUGGAGGCGAGCACAGAUACCGACCUGCGCGAAGUUGUCUUUACGAGGGUGCUGGCACGAGGACGAAUCGCCGAUGUUGCGGCUGCUGAUGAUGGAAGUAACACAAAGGAUGGUGACGAUCGUGAUGAUGCCACAAGUGUGA